Messenger RNA from Owenia fusiformis, 1077 nucleotides. Lineage: Eukaryota; Metazoa; Annelida; Polychaeta; Sabellida; Oweniidae. The record is from the annotation of a GenBank genome assembly.
UGAACUCAUGAUAAGUAUUCAGGAAAGAUCCAUUAAAUGGGUCAGAAUAUUUACAGAUGCCUGUGCAGAUGUUAAUGUUAUUGAUGAUUAUGGCAACACAGCAUUGACAUACAUAUCUAAGUCCAACCCUAAACAUAGUGAAAUAUAUUCUCUCUUAACCAUACUGGGGGCCAAAGAUGAUAAUUACAAAAAACUCAAGUCACUAAAUAGAAAUGCAACAGAUGAUCAGCAACGUGAAUCUACCACACAAAUCGAUGCAAUGAAAGCGAAAUGGAAAUUAAAUAUAUCAUAUCAGGCAAGGCAGUCUCUUUAUCAAACUUGUGUGUCAAACAGCCGACAAUACACAUAUACAAUGAAAUGUCUAAUUAACGAUGGAAUCCUGCCUUCAGAGCAAACUAACUUCAUCCUGUUUAAGGAUCCGGAUGACAUCAGUGAGAUUUCAGCUAUCAUUGAACAACUACAUAAUUGUCAUAAAGUAGAGACCAAAAGAAAAGAACAAAAAAGUUAUAAUGAACAUUUAAAUGAGGUAGUAAGAGCAAAAGAGAAAGAGGUAAAUGAAGAACAAAAAGAAAGAAAUGAAGUACAAGAAAAGAAGACAGUACAUAGCAAACUAAACAAACUACAAGAAGACCAAGGUGGACUGCAACAAAUGCAAGUUGAACUGAAAAAAACAUCAGAAAAAUUGGAAAUGCAAAAUGAAGAUCAAUUACAGAGAUCUUUAAACAACGAUACAGAAAGAAACAGCAGUGAAUUGACCCAACAACCUUUGAAAUCUGCUACGAGAAAGACAAGUAAACGAUUAAAACCAUGCCAUCACAACCUGCUGCAAAGGAUUCCUGUUGUGCAGUUCUAUGGUAUGGGGGAUGAUGGAAGCUACAUUAUACAGAUAGUUGAAGGAUGUGUGAACAAAACAUCUGCCUUCAUAAAGCAACAAAUACCAGGGUACCGCUUCAAAUUUGUUCCUUGGAAAAGCAAUGAAUCAUAUGGCCCUCAGUUGCUUGGAUGUGCAGGAGGACCUCUACAUAGCAGGGAACGCAUCAGUGAUGGUGACCCAAAUGAUGAAGUUAAGGUUGACAU